Molecule: messenger RNA, 2281 nt
Organism: Thamnophis sirtalis
Lineage: Eukaryota; Metazoa; Chordata; Lepidosauria; Squamata; Natricidae
Source: RefSeq, a predicted model, not a curated record
UAUAUAAUAAUAAUAAUGCCACCACCAAUAAAUAAGGAAGCACCAUUGCUAUCAGGUUUUUAAAAGCAUGAUUUACGCUUGGUUUUGCCCGAUUGCCCCUGCUUGGCGUCUUCUGAAAAAGGUGUGUGUGUGUAAUUAUAUAUAUGCCUUGUGGUGCUGGAUUGUGCAGGAAGUGCAAAGAAGUGAACGUGGACCAUCUGAGGACAUCUGCUAAUUUUAAUUUCUGACUCGGUCGGAUGUGGAAAGCCACAGAGGUCUUUUGUUCAGUUGUUAAACCUUUCCCGGUUUCUAACCAGCGGCGCAAUGAAAGAGCUGCUUUCUGAUUUAGCUAUUCAAUGGACUAAAGGUCAAAUUCCAUCUUAAUUUUAACGCGGAUUAAAAAAAAAAACUGUUGGGAGAGCUGUGUAGAUUGCAUCCAAAUAAUAAAUAUAUAUACAUAUAUACUGCUUAGAAAAUUAAGGUCAAGUGAUACACCUAAAUUAAUUAAAGAUGAAGGAUAUUUCCUGUUCACUUAUUUUAGCUUAUCCUUGAUUGUAUAACGUACAUCUCUAUUUAAAUCCUGAACAUACGUACAUGUUUUAGGUCUCUAAUUGUGCACAGAAUGUGCUGAUCUUACAGUGACUGAAUUACCGAACAUGACUAAUUUUCAAAUAAUUGUAGGGUGAAUUUUAGUGUAAAUCUUGUGUAUGUGGUUAUGUGAUUUGUGUGUUAUUCUUGUUUGCCUUGUGCAUUAUAUUCUUUUAAAAUAUGAUUUUUCUUUGUAUUGGAUGCUCAUGUUAAAACAUUCUAAAUUGGUCCAGUAGGAUGGAUAUGUGGGUGUGUGACUACACAGAGAUAGGACUAAUUGAAUAGCUUAUGUUGCCUUCAGAAGUCAAAGAGUAUUCCUUAACAAGUUAUCUGCUUGUAACCAGAAUGAUAAAAGAAAUACUAUUUUCAAAUAAAACAGGCAAUGGCAUCUUAAGUGCCAAUAUAUUCAACCUAAGUGUAUGUAAGAGAGAUGGUAGACAGGAGACAGGUAAGAAAAUGCAAUAGAUGUCAAGGUAUGAAAAUAUCUGGGUUGAUUUGCAAUCAGUUGGUCAAAGCUGAUGUAACUUUUCAUAUACAAUUUUGGGGAACAGCUCUUUCCCUCCCCUUCUGCAAUAGAUAACAGAUCUAGCAAUUGUUAUUGACAUGUAAGAUGAUACUUUCUACCCAUAAAAUUUUCUGUAAAUAACUUUCCAUUGAGCUGAUUUAAAAUAAGCAGUCUCUCUAUUUUCAGAUUGAUGUUUAGGAUGUGUUAAUUGCUUUUUAGUGGUCUGUGAACCCAGUUAUAAGUAUUCCUGAAUAAGAAUUGGUUGUGUUUCUUUAAAAAAAAAAACUUGAACAAAUUCCUCUAGUAUAGAAAAAUAAAUAAAUAAAUGGAAAAUUCUUUAUUCUGUGGAAGGAUAUAAAAAACGAGAUUGUAUUGAUUGCAAUUAUAUAAACGUAACUUGUAUUAAUUUUUUGACUGAUAUUUUUUUAUUGCUGUUUAGAUUAUGGGUGUCCAAACUUUUGGCUUGCCUAGGCCUCAUUGAGUGAAGGGUAAUUGUCAUGGGCUGCAUAUAAAAUACAUAAUAUAAAUGACAUAAUAAUGUUAAAAGUAUAUGAUCGCAUGGGGCUUCGUUACUAGCUGUAUAUGAUCGCAUGGGGCUUUGUUAUUAGCCUUCAGGGUGAUAAGCAGUUGGACGCUGCUUUAGAUCUUUUUUUUUAAAAAAAAGCUAAUUGUUUCAAAUUGUCUUACAGUGACUAAUGUUGCUGGAACACAACAUUUCAAAUACUUUGUACUGUUAAUAGGUAGGAUGCUGAGUUAUUCUUAUGCAGUAGUUGAUGACCUCUCCCAGUCUGACAGUGGUGUGACUAACCCCGGGAAAGCAUACCUUACGAUGCACAUUUUUCUUUCCCAAUAUUACUUUUCAGAAUUAAAGCAAAAAAGAUGAAUGUCGGGGUUGCUCACAGCGAAGUCAAUCCCAACACGAGGGUCAUGAGCAGUCGAGGAAUGUGGCUCACGUAUGCUCUUGGAGUUGGUUUGCUUCAUAUUGUCUUGCUCAGCAUUCCUUUCUUCAGUGUUCCAGUGGCUUGGACCUUAACCAAUAUUAUUCAUAAUUUGGGAAUGUAUGUAUUUUUGCAUGCAGUAAAAGGAACACCUUUUGAAACGCCUGACCAAGGUAAAGCAAGAUUGCUGACACACUGGGAGCAGCUGGAUUAUGGCGUACAGUUUACAUCUUCACGAAAAUUCUUCACAAUCUCUCCGAUAAUUUUGUAA